AGUACCGCUACCGCUAGUUUCGAUAUAUGGAUUGAAAAAUAUAGACCUAGCAAGUUAUCUGAAGUUAAAGGGAAUGAAUAUGUGAUUAGCAGAUUAAACUAUUUUACAGAAACUGGAAACAUUCCUAAUCUACUUUUAGCGGGCCCUCCUGGAACUGGAAAAACGACUAGUGUAUUGGCGCUAGCUAGAGAGCUUUUGGGACCUGUUUAUAAAAAAGCUGUUAUUGAGUUAAACGCAUCUGAUGACCGAGGAAUAGACGUUGUACGGAAUAAAAUUAAAGCAUUUACUAAAACUCGCAUUGAUCUUCCCGCGGGAAAACAUAAAAUAAUUAUAUUAGAUGAAGUAGAUUCUAUGACUGAAGGAGCUCAACAAGCUUUACGUAGAUUGAUGGAAAUGUAUACAGAUACAACUCGAUUUGCAUUAGCUUGUAACGAGUCCACCAAAAUAAUAGAACCAAUACAAAGUCGGUGCGCGAUUUUAAGAUUUUCUAAGCUAAAAGAUAAUGAAAUACUCGAACAUCUGAAAUUUAUUUGUGAAAAAGAAAAUAUACAAUACGAUGAAGAUGGUUUAAAUACUUUGGUAUUUACUGCCGAGGGAGAUAUGAGGAAUGCCAUCAAUAAUUUGCAAUCUACUGCUGCUGGAUUCAGUUUUGUGAAUAAAGAAAAUGUUAUCAAAGUUUGUGAUAUUCCGCCUCCAGAAAUAGUCAAAGUUAUUAUUAACAGUUGUAUGGAAUCUAAAUGGAGACAUGCCUUUGACACAACAUGUGAGCUUUUGACUAACGGUUAUUCCCCAAAUGACAUCGUUUCUGUAAUGAAAACUUUACUGCGAAGAAAUGACAUGGCUGAAGCCUUGUGUCUAGAAUAUUUAAAGACAGUUAGUCAGUAUCAAUAUUUAAUGUUAGACGGAGUAUCUUCCAAGUUACAGAUAAGGUGA
Messenger RNA from Danaus plexippus (monarch butterfly), 933 nucleotides. RefSeq names its product replication factor C subunit 2-like. The record is from RefSeq and is a predicted model, not a curated record. The transcript has 9 exons. Gene Ontology annotation, biological process: DNA repair; DNA-templated DNA replication. Gene Ontology annotation, cellular component: nucleus; DNA replication factor C complex. Lineage: Eukaryota; Metazoa; Arthropoda; Insecta; Lepidoptera; Nymphalidae. Gene Ontology annotation, molecular function: DNA binding; ATP hydrolysis activity; DNA clamp loader activity. The annotation marks the transcript as partial.